GAAGCCAGCCGGUUAACAUCCGGUCCGGCUGCACACGUUUUCCUUCCGCGGUUCUUUCUGUGAAACCAAGACCAUACGAGAAAUUUUGUCGGCGUUAAGACCAUAAAGACAAAAUGAGCAAAGCACACCCACCCGAGUUGAAGAAGUUUAUGGACAAGAAGCUUUCGUUGAAGUUGAAUGGGGGCAGACAUGUGCAGGGCAUCCUGCGGGGGUUUGACCCCUUUAUGAACCUGGUGGUGGAUGACUCUCUGGAGAUGGGCCCUGGAGGACAGCAGAACAGCAUCGGCAUGGUGGUUAUCAGGGGAAACAGCAUCAUCAUGUUGGAGGCCUUGGAGAGAGUAUGAGAGAAGAGGAGGCAGCUGCACGCGGAGAAAAGAAUGACCCACACCUUUUUUUACAUUCUGUUAGCCCCCUAGUUCUUUGUGUAGUUGCAAAGCAUCUGACUCUUUGAAUUAUAAAGCGUUUUCUCAUGUCUUCAUCUAAUUUCCAUUAACAGUUGUUUGGAAUUGUGUAAUCUUGUUAAUAAAUUUUUUUUCUUUGUA
Messenger RNA from Acanthopagrus latus (yellowfin seabream), 542 nucleotides. It is a transcript of the gene snrpg, whose product is annotated as small nuclear ribonucleoprotein polypeptide G. NCBI's taxonomy places the organism in Eukaryota, Metazoa, Chordata, Actinopteri, Spariformes, Sparidae. Gene Ontology annotation, cellular component: P granule; precatalytic spliceosome; U4 snRNP. Bases 114 to 344 code for a protein of 76 amino acids. The record is from RefSeq and is a predicted model, not a curated record. Gene Ontology annotation, biological process: mRNA splicing, via spliceosome; spliceosomal snRNP assembly. The transcript has 4 exons. Gene Ontology annotation, molecular function: RNA binding.